UAUUUAAGAAAAGGAAACAUGAAAACAUGUAGCUAUAAAGCUUUUUUCCUAUGUAUUCUUUCUAUUUGAUACACAUUCUGUAGCUACUUUUAUUUGUGCAUGGAAUGCUAUAAAACAAAAGGAGUAAAAGGAAUUGUGCUGCUGGUAAUAUUGUUGCCAAACGCAAUGUUUCUGGGACGACUACCCUUCUGCAUUUAAGAACACAGACAAUGCACCUAAAUUCAAAUUUCUUAUUGAUACCGGUUCUAGAUGCAGACAACUACAAAAGACCAGAAGUAGUGCCUGUUGUCACCUGUAAAAGGAUGUAUAAUGCAGAUUAUAAAAACUGUAGCUUAUUUUCUUAAUAAAGCAGAUGCAAAAGGGGGAUUAAAUGGGAAGAAACAACUUCUGUAGCCAGAUGCACAACAUACUAAAUGUUGCAGCAACACGUAACUGUUUUACUUACUCAGCACAAAACGGUGUGGGAUCUAAAUAAAUUGUGAAAAAAUGCCAGAUGUGUUUCUAUUUUUAAUAUUUAAAUGGUUGCUGUAUUAAAAUCAAUUCAAUAAAUGCCAAGGUGUGCAAUCAUCCACUGGACCUCUAUUUUUUCUGUCAGCUACAGUGACAAUGGCAGAAAAGGAGCAAGAAAAGCCUGUGGACAAGGACCCGGAACAGCAGUGUGGUGUCUCCAACACUACAAGUGAUAACAGUGCCCAAGCCAGUAACAGGAUUCACGACUUCAGUCUGCAACCUCAACAGAGCAGUGAAUGUAAUCAUCCAUUCCCCCGAUCUCCAAAACUGGGAAGAGCAGCAACAGGGAGAAACUUAGAGGCAAGGCUGACCCAUCACCUUGAAGAACUCAGUGCUGAAAAAGCAAAAACUGAAGCUCACAUCCGGUCUUUAAAGAAAAGAAGCCUUGACCUAAGAGGUACUGCAGAUCUGAUGAAACAAGAGCUCUCUGAAAGAUACGAUACAAUAAGAAAAGCACUGCACAGAGAUGAGCAAGCUACUUUAGAAACUAUAGAAGAAGACAACAGAGUGACCAGUGGUAGGCUAAACAAAGUCAUCAAGGGAUGGAGUGAGCAUCUGGCACAGGUUCAAAAGGAAUUCAAAAACAUACAAAAAUCCCUGGAACAGAUCAGAGCCGGCUGUGCACCGCAGGUCAGUGGCGUUUCUGGGUUUUUAAUGCGCAUUCAUUUCAGGGUUUGUUUUGGUAUUACCAAGUACACUCAUUUAUUUAAAAUACAGAUUAAAAAAAGGAAGUUUAACUGAUGACUCAAAUCCCUGGGUAUCCGUGCUGUUCUGCAGAUUUAUCAGUUUUUACUUACAUUUUCUAUACACAGGAACUGCACCAAAUAUAGUGCUGUUUAUUAAUAUAACUGUUCAUUGAAUAAUGUCUUAUAACAUUGUUGAUUGUUUUUAUUUUUUUAUA
Messenger RNA from Polyodon spathula (Mississippi paddlefish), 1411 nucleotides. RefSeq lists its product as uncharacterized. The transcript has 3 exons. The coding region runs from base 607 to 1251 and encodes 214 amino acids. Lineage: Eukaryota; Metazoa; Chordata; Actinopteri; Acipenseriformes; Polyodontidae. The record is from RefSeq and is a predicted model, not a curated record.